Porites evermanni is the source of this 4571-nucleotide messenger RNA. Lineage: Eukaryota; Metazoa; Cnidaria; Anthozoa; Scleractinia; Poritidae. The record is from the annotation of a GenBank genome assembly.
AUGCAUACUGUUGUCGAUCUAAUGGCGGAGAGAAAGGACGAGGACGUUCGAAAAAGGAACAAGGAAAUUCCUUCCUGGGCUCCUGGAGGCGCAGAUUAUGAUCCAAACCUUCCUUAUGGGCCUAAAGUUUAUGUAGCAAGACGAAAAAAACCCGAUCCUUGGUGGGUCACAGCAAUCGAGGUACGAAUGAUCGAUGUUUCCUAUGGCAGAAGUUGUUGUGUUAAUCAGCGUUAUUUUAUUAUUUAGCCUUUGCCAUAGGAAUGACCUGUAUUCCCAUUUUCUAGCGUUUAAUAGUUGUGCCCCAUUAAUUUGGUCGGCCUCGUACACUGUUUGAUCGAAAAAUAUGCAUAGUGUGCGCGGUUGAAUCCCCCUUAAUUUUGUUUUGCAUGGAAAUGAGAAAGGGGUUCGGGCCCGGGGGUUCUGUUUUGCUAAUUUCCCCCCAACCCUAUUAUAAGAAGCUUGAUAUCCUUCUUGCCGAUUAAAGUCGAGCUUUGUAGCUUACAAAGAGUCUGUAGCUUGUGAUUAUUUUCAUAUUUUGUCCUUUUCAUUCAGGUUUCUGUCGUUGUUGGUGUUCUGUUGUUCUUCGUCUACAUGUAUUUUUACAUGGAUCAUCUUCACUUUCACGUCUUAAAUGCGUACGCCAACGUUGGGGUGUCUCAUGCACAGCAUCAUGUUGCUCAUAAAUACCUCAAUGGUAAGAUAAUUUAUGUGAAUAAUAAGAACUUUGCUUACGUUCUUAGAACCAUUUCGAAUAUUUUGCCAGUUGAAAUAUUAUCAGAUUUUUAUUUAACAUUAUAAGCAAAUGCCCGGGUUUACUUAAAACCCGGUAUCCGGAAACCUCAUGCCGAACGCCGAAUAGUGAUUAGGGUCAGGAAACUGCGUGUAUCAGUUUCCAUGUAGGGUCAUUAUGCUGUGAAAAUAGACCUGAAACUUGAUUCACUCAGUUUCCUAACAUUCGGCAGACUUGCCAAGUCUAACAACUUUGUUGUGGGUCUUAAGGUUUUCACCCGCGGCGGGCACUUGGGUAUUUUUUGGGUGGGUAUGUGCUGCCCGGAACUCCAAAUUGGCACCCCAUUCUAAAAUAAAUUUCCCCUAAAGAAUUUGGCCAAUUUUUUAUACCCCGUUCUAGAAUUCGCCCUAAAACUGAUACCCUGUUCUAGAAAUAGGCCAAUUUUUUAUACUCCGUUCUAGAAAGUUUGUAAAUUGAAAUAGCCCUCUUUUUUUUAAAAGGAUAUUUCUUUAUUUGUUCGACUUAUACAUCAAAUAAAUGCUUCUUCAUAAUCAUCUGGAGUACAUUUCCUGUGCAUGUGGAUACAAUGCGGUUAAUUAUGACGCAAAAUCUCUCACCAUGCACAGAACCACCCUCGUAAGCUAACGAUUUUCCUUCUCCUUCCCUGUCUCUUUCUUUUGAGCCCGUCUCCAUCUCCCUCGGGUACAUUAUGGACUCGUUCCAAACUUCCACACACCUAUUUAUCCAAGAUGGCGGAGUCAGCGCUCGCGGCUCGGGCCAAAAUACACCCACCCUGCACGCUACAACACAGGGUGCAACAAGAGUACAACAGUUUGCUUGUUAACGCAUUGAACCGUAUUUUUAAAAGCAAUCUUUCCUUGAAUAAUUUUAAAUGGCUGCUUACAAAACUGGUGCUUUCGUGCAUUUGAAACAUUAUACCCCGUUCUAGAAAACACCUGUGAAAUGGGUACCCCGUUCUAAAUCAGGAGCUUCAAAAUCACGACCCCGUUGGGCGGCACAUACCCUUAUAGGUAAUGUAUGGGGGUACCCCCCCAGGGGUUUUCACGACCUAUCUCACACUCUCAGGAGUUGGCAACUGAUUUCUCACACUUUCUCGAAAAGUCAAACUCCAAAAAAAUUUUGGAGUGGUAGGGUUCGUUUUGAUCGAUAGCUAACUCAAUCCAAAUAAAACAUUUAGUGGUCACUCUUGAUUACAUUCUUUUAGCCUACCGCGACUUGCCGCUGCCACCAAAUGCACAGACUUACUGUUUCUCAUGUUUCAAGAUGGCCACCAACAAAACAUAGAAAUUAAAAAACCUAAAUUGUGAAAUUGAUUGUGAUAUUUAAUUACCACUCCAGUUUUAAAGUGAUAUGUGGGGUCUAUUUAGUCGCCAGUUGGCGCCCAUAAAGAAAAGUUAAUUUUGGACCCUGAUAUGUAACUUCCAAUACCCAUAAUCCCCCCUGGAAGUCCUUCCACUUGGAAAUUUGGGACAUCUAAUAACUCUUUACCCAUUUCUCACUACUUUUUCCAGCUCUAGGUUUAGAAUCUCACAUUUUUUGCCUUUUGGGGGUUGGCAAGUCUGCUUCAGAGUCAUUUGGCGUUCGGGGUGCGGUUUCCAGAUUCCAGGUUUGAGGCAAACCCCAAAUGCCCAUAUAAGGUUUGAGCUGUUACCUGAAAAGAACCAGGGGAAUGUUAGGAUGGAGUCAGAUUCAUAGGGUGUGUUCCUUUUGGUGAAUGUGAAAAUGGAUUUAAGAUCUAAAAAUGGAUUUUGUGUUCCUUUCUGAUCUGGUGGAUCCUUUUUCAAAAAGGAUUCGUUGGAUUUGAAAUCUGAAAAUUAAUCCAAAUCCAGAUUAACAGAUUAGUGAUCUAUGCUGUUCCAUUCACAAUGGACUCAAAAUUAAUCAGUUGAUCCACUAUACCCAUAGAGUUUCCUUGUUGCUGUAAAACAUCUGAAAACACUGGAAGAUUGUUCCUGGUAUCAGUAAAAUAUCCAUUAAUAACUAUCCAUUUGUUGUUAAAACAUAUACAUGUAAAAAUGAUGUAAAAGGGAAAUGAACUGCACUGAAUCUUUCUACAAACUCAUUUGUAGAUGUGAUAGUUUCUCAGUCGUGUUACAUAAAAAAAUCCUAGCUACGAAACUGAGCCAGCAACCUUUACAUAUUCUUGAAGAAAUUCAUCAGGCUAGUGAAGUUAAUAUCGAUUUAAAUGUUCUCAAAACAUAGCCAGUCUUAAUGUCUUAAUGAUGCUGACAGUUUAUGUAUUAGAUCGAACACUCCUACUAUGAACAGGGACGAGGGAGCCUAUCAGCUUUCUCCCAUACGGACACAAGUAAUCUCCACCCCCAAACCAGGGGGGGAGGGGGCAUCUGCAGAGUGACUUUGCGCAUUUAUCGUAAUAAUUAACACCUUCAGAAGCCUAUUGAAGGCUUCUGACACUUCUAAUGUUUUCCAAGUUUUGAUAAAGAUGGCUGACAGUUAUCGAAACUGUCAGCAUCAUUAAGACGUUAAGACUGGCUAUGUUUUGAGAACAUUUAAAUUGAACCUUUACAUAAUUUUCAACUUUAACUUGCUUCUUUCUUGAUCUCUUUAUGUUCCUCUACAUCGCUGGUAUUUGAGUUGCUGACUACAAAAUUUUGCAUGGUAUAAUAUUUGUCAAACAGUGGAAAACACAUCAUUUCUUAAGAGCAGGCUGUCACAUUGAGCGCUUUUGCAAAUGUUUACCAACGUUACAGAUCUAAUUUUGGAUUUCAGUGUGAAAUCGGGCAAAUCUAGGAUCAAAAAUCUAUUUUUGGAUUUCCCGAAAGGUCAACAUACCCAUAUUGUAUAUUAAGAAGGUGAAGAGAAAAAAAUAUUUAUUUCUUGGUGGCCUCAUUUCAGGACACGGAGUUGCAAAAGAUGAAAAAAUGGCAUUUUAUUGGUUCAGGUUAGAUGAGUUUUUUUCUUGUGUGUGUUGUAGUUUAAUGUUAUUCUUUGCUCGAAUUGUAUUUUCCUUUGUUUUUGGUUAUUGCUAUGUUUAUAAAAUGAGUGUAAAACACAGGAAAACAAAAUUGAACCGGGAAUGAAUUAAUUGAACCACAAUGUGUAAAACCAAAAUGUUAUAUCUGAUGAAAAAUCCUGUCUAGGUUAUGCUAGUCAACUAAAGCAUUUAUGUUAUUCUUGAGAUCUCAGUACUUAUGGUUUUAUAAGAGUUAUGUAUUUAAUUUCAGGGAGGCAACCAAAAAUGGCCAUGGACAUGGGGCAUAUAAUCUUGUUGCUGGACAUUUACAGGGUUAUAACACGGAUGUCGAAGAACAGUAAGAUUCUUUUUUGUUAAAAAAAUGAAGCAGUGACUUGGGAAAGCCAGCUAGAUAUGCUGGUGUAAAAUUUAUUUCCUUUGAAUUGGAGGAUUUGACAAAUGAUUACAUGCAUCCUUUGAAUUAUCUGUAGAAUGUGUUUGUUGCAUUUUAUUGGUAGCAUGUCAAGUAGACUAUAAAAUAAUAAAAACAUUGGCUGACAUUUGCAGUCCCCUGGUUACCUUUUUCAUCUUCUCUGUCAGGUCCUUGACUGUAAUCAGAACUGCUAUAAAUAAUGUAUCCAUUAGUGAAAACUUCUUACAAUAAAAUUACCCUCACGGACUUAUUUAUUAAUUUGUAAGGUAAAAUUUUGUUCAUGCUACGCAAGUUCUGAUUGUAUUUGAUUUAUUCCAGUUAUUUCGGUGGUUAUUGUAUAAUGUUGAAACAUUAUUAAUAUCUUUUUAUAAAACUUCAGUGAAGUUGAACCACUUCUUAAAAUGGCGGCUGAUAAAGGUGUAGAAGAAGCCAAGAGAGCUCUUAGGGACUUGUACCCACACAAAUACCAGUAA